AGUAAUCGUGAAUAGGAUCCUCAAGCUCUCCAUCCAGCCAUGUGGUAGUCUACACAUCUUUACCCAGUUAUCAAUUAGCACACCACACCCCGGACCCACCCGGCCACCGCUCACUCCUCACCCGACUCAGCCUCAACACCAGUAUCCCACAGACAGCAGCUGGUCUCAUGGCCCACCCCUAUGAACCCUGGUUACGGACAGCCCCUCCUGGUGGCAGCUCAGACGAGAUGAACGUUCCCUCAUGGUGGGACCUCCACACCGGGCCAGGGAGCUGGAUGGACCUGCAGGCGGGCCAGGGUGUGGGCUUACAGGCAGUUGGUCAGAGCUCCAUGGGACUGCAGUCCUCCCUGGGGCCUUACGGCUCUGAGCCCCAGCUGUGUACUCCUGCUCAGCUAGCCCAGCUGGCCCCAGCCUCACACUCAGCUCACUCACACCUCUUCCCCCAGGAUGGCUUCAAGAUGGAGCCACUGGGAGGACCUGAGCUCCUGCAGCAGGAGACGUAUUCCCUGGAGGAGCCACAGGAAGGUGCCACCUCGGUCCGGCCCAAGCCCCAGCGCCGCUCUGCCUCCAGGGGUUCGGGCCAGUCUGUGUGCCGGUGCCCCAACUGUGUCCACGCCGAGCAGAUGGGCCAGAGCACUGACGACGACCGGAGGAAACACAUGCACAACUGCCACAUCCCGGGCUGCGGCAAGGCCUACGCCAAGACCUCCCACCUGAAGGCCCACCUGCGCUGGCACAGCGGGGACCGGCCCUUCGUCUGCAACUGGCUGUUCUGCGGCAAGCGCUUCACGCGCUCCGACGAACUGCAGCGACACCUGCAGACGCACACCGGCGCCAAGAAGUUCAGCUGCACCAUGUGCCCCCGCGUGUUCAUGCGCAACGACCACCUGGCCAAGCACAUGCGCACGCACGAGUCUCUCUCCGGGCCAGGGGAGGAGAGGGUGUAUGGAGAGGGGGGCAGGAUGGGGAAGAGCUUUGACACACCUUCUCCUCAGCCCUCCCACGCCACUGCCUCUGACACAGAGGCACCCCUUAAGCAGCCGAAAUGUGAGAAAGACCCCUCUGGGACAGGGCAGUCCAGCUAACUGUAUCCCGUCCACAUCUGGAAUGCUAUACCGAUAAUGUAUAGUCAGUAGGCUACUUUUAGCCCCUUUCUAUCAGGCAGAGAAUCAAUCCAUAGUUUAUAAUACAUGUAGUCCAGUGGAGGUAGAAUCAUAGGGGGUUUUAUAUUAUAAAUUGAUAGUUUAUUUCUACCAGAUGCAUUGAACAACAUAAGGCAACAAAGGCCCAUCUGAUUUUCAGAAUGCAUCAUAUCACAUAUAACAGCACCAUACAGCAUAGACAGACAUAAAACCAAAGAGUCCAAAGCGAUUACCCAUAUGUUACAUCACCAACAGAGGACAAGCUGUCAAGUGCCUUGCUGGAAGGAUAUCCAUCUAAGGAAUCAAGGAAAAUGAUUUUUUAGAUAAUCUCUUCCAUUUAAAGAUAGCUUUGGUGGCAACCAAACCAGAGCCAAAGCUUGCUAGCUGCUAGGACUUCCAUUGCUGCUACUACUAUUAUACCAUCCAUCCACAGAGACUUUGGGAACGAGUUAAACUGAAGAUGGUGCUUGAUGUGUUUACAGUAAAACUACUAGCUACUUGGAGAGAGAUUUAUUUCCAGGAAGCCAUCAAACUCUCCAGUCUCCACUGCACAAAUCUAACUGAAUUUAAGGCAAUGGAAGUAGAGGGUUAGAAUAUGUUGGUAUGUUGUGUUCACUUCCUUUCCCCACCCUUUAACCCACCCCCUUGACUUGCUGUGUAUAAUAUACUGUAUGUGAGUGUAUGAACAUGUCACUGGAAAAUUCCACACUGUAUUUUUGGUUUUGACCACGCACAAUGUUGGCGUCAACCUUUUGCCAAAGAGCACCACAGUAAGCGCCACUAUAAUUCUGUUUGGUGCAGUAUGUGGGCGGUGCAAAUAAAAAUGACUGCAUUUGCUCUGUAGAUGGCAAAUUAAUUAAAAGUAUGGCACUAGAGGUGCAGAGAUGUCCCACUACAGCACAUUAUGGCAUGGAAUUCAUACCCCAUGUUUUAUGUCAAAAAUAUAUUUUCUGUUUAAUGUACAGUAAGAAGACAUGAUUUGUGUUAUCAAUGUAUUUUACUUAAAUGCACCGUAUGUAUCAUCAUGUUUAAAUGUCCCUCAACUGUGACUGAAAAGCACCGUUGCUCCUCUUUUGACACGCCUUAUCUCAGCUAUGCAGGUGUGAAUGUUACGUGAUGGCAGCAUAUCUCAUUCACAGGAAAUGUGUAAUUCCAUGGUCUUGUCCCUGAUAGUGUAUGAUCCGAUCCACACAAUACCAAGUUCACACUUCACAGAACCUACUGUAGUAACACUUGAUAAGGAUUUCCUCGGACAAAAGACAGGCUGGAUACAUCACUACUGAAAUGUACGCUAGACUGAAAUGUGAGCUGAACUGAAAUCCCUCAUUGAGAGGAACUUAGGUAAACCAUAUUUUGUCACACCAACAACUUCCAGGACAAGCAACAAUUCCUCCUCCAAGGUUGUUCAAGCAUAAUGCCAAAAACAGAAAGAGUGGAAUUGUUUAGAACCCAUUUUGAUAUUAAUAGUCAUAAAUAAUAAUUUAUAUAUUGAUAGAAGAUGCACUUCGAUAAUGUUUUAGGAAUCCAGUCUAGACCUUUCUAAAUAGGCUUAGGCCUGUGUGUCGUGGUUUUGGCUUCUUAGCUUAUUGUCCUCACUGUAAAACAAAUUAGCCUUGUUACGAAAGCAUUGUUGUAUUUUGAGUAGUGACUUAGUCAAAAUGUGCUUAAAAGAGUCUAAGCUGAGGUUUAGCUUAGGGAUCUCUCGCUGAGGUGUUUAUUGUAGCCCCCAUUAGACAUAUCCCUAAAUAAAAUAAAACAUAAUGGUUUUUGAUGGUUUACUUGCAUUUUGUUAAUCAAAUGUGAUGAAAGGACAUCACCUUGAGACUCAUCUAUUGCAAAUCACUUGGGGCCCGAUUCAGACUUAGGAAAUGUACGCAUUUCCUACACACACCUUUACUACGCACUUCACAGUAGUUGGUAUUCAGUCUUACCUUAUGCAGGUGCUGUUCCCUUGCGCGUGCUGAAUACAUAUAAUUAAACCGCUGAAAACCCUGCCACUUGCUGGCCAAUAGAUUUUGUUAUGGAGUUUUCUUUCAUUAGGGUUUCCAGUACAUUUAUCAUGUAUCCUCUUUAAAUUUGGUGUACCUUUAAAUUAGAAUUUUCGACAGAAUAAUUAGAAUAAAUGGAUAGAACAGUUCAAAAUCUUAGGGAUCAACGAAAGAAAGCCAUGUAUUCAUCUCCUUUUCAGCACCAAUUGGUGGAGCUUGUAUAUUAAUUUAGGGUUAGGAAAGUAUUUAUGAAUAAUCAGUGGUGGAAAUAAUAUCCAGCUGUCAUACUUGAGUAAAAGUAAAGAUACCUUAAUAGAAAAUGACUCAGGUAAAAGUCACCCAGUAAAAUACUACUUGAGUAAAAUUCUAAAAGUAUUGGGUUUGAAAUUUACUUAAGAAUUAAAAGUCAAUUUAAUUGUUAAAAUAUACUUAAGUAUCAAAAGUUAAAGUUAAAGUGUAAAUAAUUUCAAAUUCCUUAUUAAACAAACCAGGUGGCACAAUUUUCAUGUUUUUUUUAUUUAAAGAUAGCUAGGGACACACUCCAACACUCAGACAUCACACAUAUGAAUAAUUUGAGUCCGCCAGGUCAGAGGCAGUAGAGAUGAGCAGGGAUGUUCUCUUGAUAGGUGCGUGAAUUGGACCAUAUUCCUUUUCUUUCAUUCAAAAUGUAAUGAGUACUUUGGGGUGUCAGGGAAAGUGUAUGGAAGUAAAAGUAAAAGUUGUCAAAAAUAUAAAUAGUAAAGUAAAGAAGUAUAGUAUUUUUACUUAUGUACUUUACACCACUGUGGAUAAUAAAAAUUAAAAAAACAGGUUUGGAGAGCCUCCACUCAAUAAAUAUAUUGGUGAAUCAAAAAUACAGUGGUUUGAUUUAUCCUGAAAGUUGCCAAAUUCCAUUGUUCAAUUCUGAAAUAUUUGAAGGUGAAAAAGUGUACAAUAGGGGUUGAGCAGUAGUCCUAUAAAUCUAUCCUAAUAAUCCUCACUAAUCAUGUAACUUUGAUGAUAACGGUCCAUUUGUCGUAAACUGUGCACCAGGCUCCAGAUUUAAACUGCUACAUAUGAUCUGUGUUCCAUAAUGAUUCAAAUAGGCUACAUGUCCCGAAUUAUUGCCCAAUUUGUAAUACGUUAGCCUAAUAUGAUCCACUAUUGCUUGCUAUCCUCAGGAACAACCACACAAACUUGACAGAGGCAAAAAAGGUAAACUAACUCUCUCUACAGAGAGUGGCUAAUAUUAAAACAGAUUGGAAAAAAUACAGUAAAAAGUCUGGGUUUAUAAUUCAAACAUUCUAAAAGUCAUAAAUCCACUCGGUAGCUUUGGCGCUAUACAGUCAUUUGCGGAUGGCCACAGAAGCCUAUAGCUUGGGUCUCCAAACUUCAUCCUUGCAAGUUACAGUAUAAGGCCAGCAUUCCAUAAACUUCACCAUGGAAAAGAUGAUAGGCUAGGUUGAUACACUUCAGUUUGCUGCCAUAUGACUGGUUUCACAUUUGUCUCCAGCUAUCACAAGGUAAAAUAGAUCUAAAACAAUUGUCAUUUAUAUUUACAAUCCCCUUAUCCAAACGGCUUACUCAUUUACCUAGCUUUAAUCAAAAGCUCUUAUCAAUUUGUAAAUUACAGUGCAUGGAAAAGUGUGUUACUUCUAUCAGAAAAAAUAAAGUAGACGUUGUUUCACUUGGAAUCAACAGGUAGCUCGACCUUAUUCCUCAUUUCAUCGGGUAAAGGGGGUGGAAUUAUGAGGGAAUUAAGUCAAGACAAGGUUAGAAUAUGGUGUUUCUGAGGGCCUCCCAAGUGGCGCAGCGUCUAAGGCACUGCAUCACAAUGCUAAAGGUGUCACUACAGACCCGGGUUCGAUCCUGGGCUGUAUCACAACCGUCCGUGAUCGGAAGUCCCAUAGGGCGGCGCACGACUGGCCCAGCGUUGCCUGGGUUUGGGGAGGGUUUGGCUGGGGGGGCUCAUCGCGCUCUAGUGACUCCUUGUGGCGGGCUGGGCGCCUGCAGGCUGACCUCGGUUGUCAGUUGAACAGUGUUUCCUCUGACACAUUGGUGCGGCUGGCUUCUGGGUUAAGAAUUGCGGUUUGGCGGGUCAUGUUUUGGAGGACGCAUGACUCGACCUUUGCCUCCUGAGCCCGUUGGUGAGUUUCAGCGAUGAAACAAGAUUGAAAUUGGGGAGAAAAAAAAUACAAAAAAGAAUACAAAAAUAAAAAGAAUAUGGGGUAUGGGGCCACUACACCUUCAUUUUUUAAAUGUCUACCUAAACAAAUAGCAAGUGAUUCUCGUGCCUAAGUUCAAGGUCAGAAUACGUGUAGAGAGAAAAGUGCAUAAAAAGGGAAUUAAAUUCCCUUCUACACGCGUUUAAAUCGGGUCGGAAUUUCCCCCUUGUAGCUUUGCGUUUCCAAUAGGCCUACCUAAGAACACUUGAUACAUGUAUUAAAUAGGCCUACUGGUUAUCUCUAUUAUCAUCAUAAAUGCUAUUAUUGAGUUGUAUGUGUUAGAUAGGAGCAGAUUCAAGAUUAUUAAAAUAUUAUUUAAAUGAUCUUAUUUUAUUGAUUACAGUAGUAUGUUGUUGCAGUAGAUAUGAAUUGAAACAAUAUUUUGUAAUAAUUUAAGUACUGCUGUACUAUUGCCUGGUUUUAAGACUUGCUUGUAAUUUUA
This is a messenger RNA of Salvelinus fontinalis (brook trout), 5776 nucleotides long. RefSeq names its product transcription factor Sp6-like. Bases 168 to 1085 code for a protein of 305 amino acids. Gene Ontology annotation, molecular function: DNA-binding transcription factor activity, RNA polymerase II-specific; RNA polymerase II cis-regulatory region sequence-specific DNA binding. The record is from RefSeq and is a predicted model, not a curated record. The transcript has a single exon. Gene Ontology annotation, biological process: regulation of transcription by RNA polymerase II. Lineage: Eukaryota; Metazoa; Chordata; Actinopteri; Salmoniformes; Salmonidae.